Messenger RNA from Haliotis rufescens (red abalone), 13709 nucleotides. Its product is annotated as golgin subfamily A member 4-like. The record is from RefSeq and is a predicted model, not a curated record. Gene Ontology annotation, biological process: Golgi vesicle transport. The transcript has 24 exons. The coding region runs from base 115 to 7365 and encodes 2416 amino acids. Gene Ontology annotation, cellular component: Golgi apparatus. NCBI's taxonomy places the organism in Eukaryota, Metazoa, Mollusca, Gastropoda, Lepetellida, Haliotidae. Gene Ontology annotation, molecular function: small GTPase binding.
CGUGUCGGGCAGGCGCAGUGACUACUUCUUGAUUUUAGCAGACAUCUCUGUCCGAAUAAUCACGAACUAGGCCAAUAACUGCCAUAUUUAUGUCUUUACUCGCGUAGAAGCGAGAUGUUUAAAAAUUUGAAGAGUAAGAUUGAGCAAAAGGUAGCUCAGUUGCCUCUACGGAAUACCGUGACGGGAGUGUUGAAGAAUGAUAACGAAGACACUCCAGGGAAACCACUGGCAGAGAGCACACCUCAGAAAGGCAGUGGUCAGGAUAGAGGUGGGGGAGGGGAUGGCCCCGCCCUGCUGGAUCUGAGUGGGCAAGAUGGGGCUGUAGCAUCCCCACCCCAGGAGGGGGUCCCCACAGGGCAGUUGGUGGAGAUCCCCCUGGAGUCUACUAACAAUGACAGUCAUUACGAGACUGCCUCCGACUUCGGUUCCGUCCAGGGCGAUGAUACUCCGAGAGGCCCAAGGUCAAGGACAUCGUCAAUCAGCUCUGUCGCCAGUGACAGCUCCUUCUUCACUAAUGUCAGCUUCUCACAUCCACAAUAUGUUCCGUCGGACAUCGAGAGCGAGAUCGAGGAGACCUCUGUGAACCUUGAUGCCAUUAGCAAGGAGGAACUGUAUACUUACGUCAAGAAGUACGAGAGACGAGUGAUCAAAUACAAGACCAAGUACAUGGAGCUGGCAACUGUGUACAAGGAAUCCAUGCAGGACAGAGAGAAAGUGAAGAAAACCCUGGCCACGUCUCAGGACCGAGCGUUCCGACGGAUCUCGGAGCUGAAGGAGCAGAUACAGCUGGACCAGCUGGCCAAGCGGGACCUAGAGCAGAACUACCGACUCCUCCUGGAGGAGAAGGAGGAGUUUGUCAAGGUGCUCCAGAUGCAGGUGAAACUGUUGAAGGAAGGCAAGGAGAUUCCACCCGAGCUGCAGGAGAAACUCUCCCCAAAGACAAGCGCAGCAGUUGUACCCCCUGGUUCCCCAGACACACCCGGGGGAACAGAUGAAGUGAGCAUACUGAAGAAGAAGAUGCAUCGCCUGGAGGGUUUGCUGACUCGGUGCAAGGAAACCAUUAAAUCCGGUAAGGAGAAGAACCUGGUCCUGGCCACGGAGAAGGAGGAGCUGGAGAGGAAGAUGGAUGACUUGCAGAGGGAGAAUGAGAGAAUCAAGACUGGUGGAGGAGGCACGCCAGAUGUGACGAAGCUGCAGGGUCAGAUCAAGCAGGCGCGGAAGCUGAUCCAGCAGCUGGAGACCGAUCGCGAGCUGGCCAUUGCAGAAGUCAAGAAGCAGGUGCAUGAGGAGCUAGAGAGGAAGGACGAGGAACUCCGGGAGGUCAAGAGUCAGGCCCAGGUGUGGCAGGGCGAGAACACCGACCUGAAGGAGAAGUCUGAGAGGCUGGAGAAACAAGUGCAAGAACAGCUGGACAAAUCAAGGGAGAUAAUCCGGCGGAUGAAGGAGGAGAAGGCGCACCUGAAGACGGAGAUGCAAGAGAGACUGGAGGCCUCGGAGCAGAGUCUGGAGGAGGAGAAGGAGACGUUGGUCCAGGAGCUGUCCCGGGGAAAGUCCGCCGCCAUCUCGCUCAUGCAGCAAGAGACGGAGAAGGUGAUGCACGAGAAGAUUGAGGCCAGUGUGGGAGAGAGAGACGGCAUCUGGCAACUCAAGAUGGCUGACCAAGAGAAGGCCCACCAGGAGGUGCUGGAGGUCAAGGAGAGGGAGAAGGAGCUGGCGGUGACACAGCUGCAGGAGGAGUUACGGCGGAGGCUUCAUGAGAAGGAGGAGGAGAUGGGGCUGGCAGUGGAGGAGCGAGAGCUGCAGAAGAUGGCCACCGUCUCCGAGAUCGACACUCAGAAAGACCAGCUGCACCUCCAGAUCGACAGACUUAACUCAGAGAAGAUCGAGCUGGAGAACCAGGUGAGCAAGCUCCAGGAUGACAUGGCAACCGCUGCAGCCAGCUUCACCCAGCAGAUGGAGGAGAUGACGAGCAAACAUAAUCAGGCCCUGGCAGGCUCGAACACGGAGCUGGAGUCUUACUACCAGGCCCAGCUGCAGGCCGUGAAGGGGCAGCAGCAGCAACUGCUCCAAGACAAGAAGACCGAGCUGGAGUCGCUGGAGCAAGACCUGAAGGAGGUCAAGGCCGCCAUGGAGGAGAAGGAGUGUGAGCUGGAGGGUCGGACCGGCGACUACGAGAAAGAGAUCGCCAAGCUGCAGACUGACCUUGCCGAGAAGGAGGAGGAGAAUGUGAAAGUUAAGAAAGAACUGGAGAAUGUCCGACUUGAGUUUGAGGACGUAAGGACAUCAUUGACACAACAGAUAUCCAAUUUGCAAUCCACGGUUGAUGGCUUGGAGUUGUGUAAGAAGGAGCUUGAAGAGAGCAGUGUGAAGUUAAAGGAUGAGUUUGAUUCUUUUAGGACGGAGAGUGAGAAUCAUGUGCAGGAGCUGACAUCACAGAGAGAGAAGCUUGAAGUUCAGCAAGCUCAGUUGGUUGAAAAGUGUCAGCAGAUGAGUUCAGACCAAGUUGACUUUUCGAAAUCUUUAGAUGAGAAGGCAUCUUUGGCUGAAACAGAGAAAGCAGACUUGUUGAAUCAGAUCGAGAGUAAAAAUCAGGAACUUGCAAGUUUGCUACAUCAAAUAGAGGCACUGCAGAAUGAGAAAGGACAGGUGGUUGAAGAUUUCAAGCAGAAACUGGAUGCAUCCGAGUCAGAAAAGCAGCAGACGACUGACGCUGUUACAGCUUCUCUGUCGCAGCUGCAAACAGUGGAGAAUCGGGUUCGGGAGUUGGAGGAGGAGGUGGCGACGAAGGGGGAACAGUUGAAACAGCUAGAAGCUGACAAGGAGUUGAUCCUUCUGGAACGAAGUGACAUCGAGGCUCGAGGUUCCGAGAAGGAUGUGUACAUCGGGCAGCUGAAGGAGACGGUGAAGUCCCUGGAGGAAUGCCAAGCUGAUAUCGAGAGGGAGAAAUCAAACAUGGAAGAAAAACUGACGUCACUAGAGUCUGUUUUGGAUGAACUGGGUAAAGCGAAAACUGAGCUGACAGAAAAGUUGGAGGAAAGUAAACAGACGUUUAGCCAACAGGCUUCCCAGGAGAAGGAAACCUUAGAGGAAAGGAUUGCUGCACUAGAGAAGGAUCUCAGUGAAUAUGUCCAGAAGUCAGUAGACUAUGAGAAAACAUUAUGUUCAAAGGAUGAUGAGAUUCUAGCACUGAGAACAGUCAUUGAUGACAACACAGGAUUUAUCAAAUCUUUAGAAGGUAAACAAGAACAAACAGAACAGAUUCUUCUCAAGAAGGAUGAAGAAAUAAAGGCUGUAGAAGGAAAGCUUGCUCAGACUGCGGAGAAGUUCAAUCAGCUGAGAUCUGAGGCGAAGGGGAAGAUCAAGGAGUUGAAGGAGACGGCGGAACAGACGAAACAGAAACAUCAGGAGGAGAACGCCCAGAAGCAGAAGGACUGGGAGGAGAAGGUGAACAUGAUGAACAUCGACAAGACAAACAUGGAGAAGCAGUAUACCAACCAGAUCCAGUCCUUGGAACAGAGGCUGGCUGCGGAGAAGGAGAACAUGCAGAAGCUGGAGGACGGCUUCCGGAAACAGUUCGAGGAGAAACAGGCCAAGUUCAAGGAGACCAUGGGGAAGAUCAAGGAGAGGUUUGAGGAGAAGCUGAAGGAGAAGGAUGGGGAAGUUGAGGCCAAGAUCCAGGAGCUCACCCAGCAGAAGGAACUCGGGAUGGAAGACGUCACCAAGAGUCUUGAGGUCAUGCGCGAACAGCAGCUCCGGGACCAAGCAGAGCGACACCAAGCUGCCAUUCAGGAAGUAGUGGAGGAGUGGAAGUGUAAACUUGAAAAUGUUCAGGAUGAAUUUGAUACAAAAUUUCAAAGGAAUUCGGAGGAGAAUGAGCAGAAGAAAAGUGAAAUUGAAUCCAUACAUUCCUCCAAACUGACAGCAAUGUCACAGUCAUUUGAAGCACAGGUGAAGUCCCUUCAAGAAGAUAUUGAGAGGUAUAGGACAGAACUUGCUGAUCUCAAAUCAGACAGAGAUGAAAAGAUGCAAGAGUUGGUGGAGUUAAGGCAACAAUUGAGUGAGCAGGAUACCAAGAUUAGUGAUCUCGUGUCAGCUCUGGAGACAGAGAAACAGUCAAGCCAAAGUGUGUGUGAAUCAACUGUGAGUGAAUAUUCAGGGAAGGUUGGUCAGAUGGAAUCUGUGAUUAGUGAACUCAAUGAGAAACUAUCUGAGGUUCAGGAAAAACAUACACAAGAAAUUCAAGAGAAGGAUGUGCAGCUACAAGACCACCAAGGGCGGUUAACACAGCUCCAGACAGAGAACUCUUCAAUGGAGGAGAUGCUUAAAGCACUGAAUGAAACUGCUCAGAGUAAAGAUGACCAAAUACAGUCUUUGAGCGAAGAAUGUGAAUCUCUGAAGUCUGGGCAGACUCAAGUUCAGGAAGUUAAAGUACAGUUAUCAGAAUUAGAGAAUAAUUUUAAGAACUUGCAACAGGACAAGGCAUCACAGGAAUCAGCAGGCGAACUUCUGAAGGAGGAACAUACAAGGAUCGUGCAAGAUUAUGAAAGUCGGAUUUCUGAAAUGGUUGCAAAUGAUGGUGAACUACAAACAAGAUUAAAAGAACUCAAUGGCAAAGUGUCCAGUACAGAGGAGAGGCUGCAAGAAUGUAUUCAGAGUUAUGAGAGUCAGCUUGAGGAGUAUCGCGGAAAGUUACAGCGACAGGAAGUUGCUGUUAAAGAGGAGGUAACUCUUCUGAAGCAACAGUUGCACGAUGCACAGAACAAUGCACAGUUGACUUCAGCAGAGUUGCAGACAUCUCUGCAGCAAAAAGUGCAGGAAAAUGAAGAGAGGUUUGUUAAUCAGGCAGCUAAACAUCGAGAGGAGAUGGAAAAGGUGGAGACGUCAUGGCAGGAUAAGAUGAAGGAGAUUAAGCAGAAAUAUGUGACAAAACUCAAGGAGAUUCAGGGAGGAAACAAGGAAAAGAUUGCUGGGCUAGAGGACAAGUUGAAGAAGGAGGUCCAUAGUAAAGAAGAAGUAUCCUCCGAGUUGUCUCAUGCAAACACACGUCUGCUGCAACUUCAGGAAGCUGGAGGGACUUCUAGGGAUACCAUUGUUGAUCUGGAACAAAAACUGGAUGAAAUGACAAGGACUUUGAAUGAUAAGGAAAGUGACCUUGAAACAGUGAGGCAGAGUCUAUUGUCGACAGAGAACCGGCUUCAGGAACUGGAGUCUGAGAAGGAUCAACUGAGCCAAGAAAUCUCCCAGGUUACUUCAUCUCUGCAGGUAAAAGAUGAAGAGAUGAUGAAACUAAGGAGAGACUUGGAGGAGAAAGAGAACCUUGUGAAAGAAAUAGAACAAAGUCAACAGUCUUCCAGUGAGGAACUAAGUCAAACAGUUCUUGUAAAGCAGAAAUCUAUUUCAGAGAAGGAAUUAGUGAUACAAACUCUUGAAGAUUCUCUGAAGCAGGGUGAGGCCAGGGUGGCCGACCUUGAGGCAGAGAAUCAGCAGCUGAAGCAAAGUGUGUCAGACAUGGAACAGAAAUGUUCUGAGUUGACUUCCACAUUAGAGAUUUUACGACAGAGUGAACAAGCCACAGGGGAGGCUGAGACUAAGUUGAAUGAAAGUUUGUUGGAGCGAGAACGAUUAAAAGAAGAGAGUGACAAGCAAAUGAAGGAAUUGACAGACAAACACAGUGAAGAAAUCAAACAGUUCAGCUCAAGACAAGAUACAGAAAAUAAUACCAAGGUUUCAGAAUACAAGAAAAAAGCUGAAGCUUACUUGGCUCAGAUGAAAAAGCAGAUGAUUGAUGAGAGGGAAGAAUUAGCGGCCAGAGCUAAAGAAAAAAUAUCGUCUUUACAAACUGUGAUUGAAAAUUUGAAAAUAAGUCUUGAUGAAGAGAAGUCUGAGAAACAAAAGGCUUCAAAAGAGUUUACACAGCAGACGGAACAAUUAGAAUCCUCCCAUCUCAAAGUAGUGCAAGAAAAAGAUAAGGAAAUUGAAGAAACUAUUCAAAAACUUGAAAUGUCAGAUAAAAUGAAAAGUGAUUUGAUGACAAAUAUUGAACAGUUAAACACUGAAAAUAACACACUGAGUGACAAAAUGUCUGCAACUUUGAAAGAAAAGGGUGAAAUGAAAACUGAACUUGAAGGUCAAAUCAAAAAGUUGGAAUCACAAAUCAAGAAACUGGAAAAGAAGUUACAGCUGUUAAGAAAAGAAAAAGAGGAAGAGAUUGAUUCAAUGACAAAGUUACAUGCACAUGAGAUGGAGAAGAUGGAAAAGGAUAAAGUCGAAGAUCGAAGGUCGACUGAGGAAGAUCAUGCUGUGAAGAUCAAACAGCUGGUUAGAGAGUUCAACUCCAAGUUAGCUGAAAAAGAGAAUCUAUUUGAAGAAACGUUGAAUGAAGCUGUCAACAAGAGUCACAGGGGGGAGCAGCAGAUCGUCCACGAGCAUCACGAGCAGGUGGAGGAGCUGUACAAGGAUCUCCACGAAGCUCAGGAGAGAUCGGAGCAGAUGCAGCAGGAUCAUGAGGAGGCUCUGCAGGAACGUGAAGGAGAGAUGACUGAGCAGUUGACUGCCCUUAAGUCAGAGUUAUCUGCCCUUAAGCAACAACACCAGGUAGAGCUGUCUGAAAUGGAAGAGAGGCUAAGGAAGUCACAUGAUAAGACUCUUCAAGACCGUGAAACAUUCCAUAAAGAGGAAGUUUCAGCUUUGACCCGAGAAUGGAACCACGAGAGAAAGUCUGACCGUCAACUCGCACCGUUCGAUCCCAUGGCACAACCACAGGAACUGGUGCAGCAGAACCAGCUGGCCCUGACGGCGAUCCAGAGCGGCUCCUCCAGUGGUGACCUUCUACGUCAACAGAUCAUCCUGCUAAACAAGCAAGUGGAGGAUCUGAGAGAGAAACACAAACUGGAACUGGCGGAGCUGGCAGCCCAAGCGGAGAUGAGUCAGCUCCACAAGCCACUGGUGGCACCGCCCAAGAUCAAGUCUCUGGACAUCACCGAUCCCAACCUCCCAGCCGAGGUGGAGAACCUGGAGCUCUAUAAUGAAGACCUGCAGGCCCAGGUCUCCCAUCUAAACAAUGAGCUGUCCCACACUCGGCUGAGGGAGAAGGAGCUCCACCAGAGAAUUGACAUCCUGGAACAUCGGCUCCAGAACCCCCACGGUGACGACACCCCUCCCCUCAGCCCUGCAGGGUCCUACUCCUCCGACGGACCCCUGCUGCGGGAACCUACUGAGUUUGAGUAUUUGAGAAACAUCCUCUAUGAAUACAUGAUGGGGAAGGAAACAAAGACCCUUGCCAAAGUUAUUGCUACGGUUGUGAAAUUUUCUGAUGAACAAACUCAUAAUAUUAUUGCAAGAAAUGAAGGCAAACUGACUACUUAACACAGACAAGCUGGUGGUGAUGUUGUCGUGGCUGUCUCCGUGAGGUCAUCUGAGUUCCUUGUAUCGUGACAGGCAGCGCUCCUCAUCCCAAUAUCUGUGAUAUACGCAUCGUAUGCAUGGAGAACCACCUCAGUACCUGCAGUACAGAUACUGUAACCAGCCAGAUCAGUGAUGUCUGUGAGUGACUGUGAUCUGUGUUGUCGUCUGCUGUUGACUGACCGGAUUGAUGGCAUCUGUGAUUGUCUUUGUUGGGCGUCUGUGAGUGUGUGUUGUCGUCUGCUGUCUACUGGCCAGAUUGAUGGCAUCUGUGAUUGUCUGUGUUGGGCGUCUGUGAGUGUGUGUUGUCGUCUGCUGUCAACUGGCCAGAUUGAUGGUAUCUGUGAUUGUCUUUGUUGGGCGUCUGUGAUGCUGUGUUAUCGUCUGCUUUUGACUGACCAAAUUGAUGGCAUCUAUGAUUGUCUGUGUUGGGCGUCUGUGAUGGCGUGUUGUCGUCUGCUGUCGCCUGGCCAGAUUGAUGGCAUCUGUGAUUGUCUGUGUUGGGCGUCUGUGAUGAUGUGUUGUCGUCUGCUGUCGACUGGCCAGAUUGAUGGCAUCUAUGAUUGUCUGUGUUGGGCGUCUGUGAUGCUGUGUUAUCGUCUGCUUUUGACUGACCGAAUUGAUGGCAUCUGUGAUUGUCUGUGUUGGGCGUCUAUGAUGGUGUGUUGUGUUGUCAUCUGCUGUCGCCUGGCCAGAUUGGUGGCAUCUGUGAUUGUCUGUGUUGGGCGUCUGUGAGUGUGUGUUGUCGUCUGCUGUCGACUGGCCAAAUUGAUGGCAUCUGUGAUUGUCUGUGUUGGGCGUCUGUGAUGGCGUGUUGUCGUCUGCUGUCUACUGGCCAGAUUGAUGGCAUCUGUGAUUGUCUGUGUUGGGCGUCUGUGAUGCUGUGUUAUCGUCUGCUUUUGACUGACCGAAUUGAUGGCAUCUGUGAUUGUCUGUGUUGGGCGUCUGUGAUGGUGUGUUGUGUUGUCGUCUGCUGUCACCUGGCCAGAUUGAUGGCAUCUGUGAUUGUCUGUGUUUGGCGUCUAUGACUGUGUGUUGUCGUCUGCUGUCUACUGGCCAGAUUGAUGGCAUCUGUGAUUGUCUGUGUUGGGCGUCUGUGAGUGUGUGUUGUCGUCUGCUGUCUACUGGCCAGAUUGAUGGCAUCUGUGAUUGUCUGUGUUGGGCAUCUGUGAUGGUGUGUUGUCGUCUGCUGUCACCUCGCCAGACUGAUGGCAUCUGUGAUUGUCUGUGUUGGGCGUCUGUGAUGGCGUGUUGUCGUCUGCUGUCGACUGGCCAGAUUGAUGGCAUCUAUGAUUGUCUGUGUUGAGCGUCUGUGAUGGUGUGUUGUCGUCUGCUGUCUACUGGCCAGAUUGAUGGCAUCUGUGAUUGUCUGUGUUGGGCGUCUGUGAUGGUGUGUUGUCGUCUGCUGUCGACUCGCCUGAUUGAUGGCAUCUGUGAUUGUCUGUGUUGGGCGUCUGUGAUGGUGUGUUGUCGUCUGCUGUCGCCUGGCCUGAUUGAUGGCAUCUGUGAUUGUCUGUGUUGGGCGUCUGUGAGUGUGUGUUGUCGUCUGCUGUCUACUGGCCAGAUUGAUGGCAUCUGUGAUUGUCUGUGUUGGGCGUCUGUGAUGGUGUGUUGUCGUCUGCUGUCGACUCGCCUGAUUGAUGGCAUCUGUGAUUGUCUGUGUUGGGCGUCUGUGAUGGUGUGUUGUCGUCUGCUGUCGACUCGCCAUACUGAUGGCAUCUGUGAUUGUCUGUGCUGGUUGUAUGUGACGGUUAUCUGCUGUAAAAUAGAUGACAUCUGUGAUUGUCUGUGUUAAUCAUCAGCCAGUGUGAUGACGUGUGUUGAUCAUCUGUGAUUGACUGUUGAUCAAGGGCUGUGUAGAAUUGACAAUUAAUGACUUGUUUAUCACCAGACAUUUAGGUGUUCACAGUCAUGUUACUGUGACCGUUCGGACAUACAAAUAUAUAAGCAUUACAACUGGACUUCUGGCUGGACUCUUCGGGCUUGGUCAGCUCAACUGGACUGACCACCCAGGUCAACUCUCUGCUUAAACACCUCCAAAACAACAGCCAUGAUCAAAGUGAAACAAGGGGAGGUAAUCCCAACACCACAAAGAAGUUCAGAGCUGCAUCUUGAGUAAUUUACUGUUGAUCUGGUGUGUUUGUAUAAAAUUAUUUAGAAAACUUUUUUAUAGGAAAAGGGGUUAAUUCAAUCUUUAGUUAGCACCAUAUAAGAAUUCCAUGUUGCAAACAUUUCUUUACAGUUGAAUCCAAGCAAGGUAGAUUGUGUGGAUUUUCAUGACAAACAGUUUUUGUGCACUUAUUUGUUUUGGCUUAAGAUUCUUUUUGAAACUUUAUUUCUGGUAUAACUGUUCACUAUUAUCUCUGUAACCAUAGUGAUAGUGCUUUCAAGAAUUCCUUGCCAAAAAUUAGCAAUCAAAUUUCUCCAACCAGUUGUAGCUACAAUUUACCAUUGCUGACAUAUACCGUAUUCACCGUAUUAAGAACCCUGCUGCAAUCAUCGCCCCCUGAGCAACUUUAGACCAUUCUGUAAGUAAUUUUUAUAAGUGCCCCGACUAAGAUCGAUUACAUUGCAGUCUAUAUUUUCUUGUGUGUCAUACAGAUUUAGUUACGGAAAAGAUCAGUGCAAAAGUGGUAUAUAAUUACCAAGCAAUUAUUAUCAAAACUGUUUUAGCUUCUCCGAUGUUUGAACCAAGUUUGUUCACUCCGAUCACUGACAACAACUUUAAUUCUGUAUGGUUUUAAUAAGUGCCCCUGUUUUCCCAAUUUUCUUUGCACAAGGGUGUUUAUUACGGUAAUAUGGUAACUUGAUUUGUUUUAUAUGUAAUUAGAUGUCAUGUACAGGGUACUGGAGUCAUAUAUAUAUGUAGUAUAUUCAGAGAUGUACAUACAUGGUUGAUAUCUGUUGUUGAUAUCAGUAAACAAUGACACCCUCAUACAUGACGGAUUACCACUAGGAAUUGGGAUGAGUAAAGAUUAGCUUUAAGUGUUGUUUGUUUUAAACAUUUUAUUUGUUUUUGUAUGGUGUCUAGACAUAAAUGCUUUUUUUUAAGGGAAAUAGAUUCAAAUGUAAUUUGAACGUAGACCCAUAUUUAUAAAAAUAUUUAUGUUUUAGCUAACCUGUAUCCAAACAUAGCAUUGUAGAGAUGAUUUUGGACUUAAACCUGUUUUGUGCUGUGUUUGGAGAUGCUAAGCUGAUUGUCUUGAUCAAAUAAAAAAAUGGUUGUGAAGUUUUAGAAACCUAUGACGGUAGCACGGUUAGUGCUACAAAUGGCAGUAUCAUAUAUGAUUCAGAGAAAUUCCUACAAGCCAUCUAUCAGUUGUCAUAGUUACCAUGGAGGCACCGUCCCCUGAGAAUACUGCUUCCCUCUGACACAAACUUGCCAAAGUAGGUUUUUUCUUGUCAUGAAAUCACUUCACACCUCACCAAUAUUUUAAGAAGUAAAAUCACUCUCCCUUUUUAUUCUAUUCAAUGUGCUAAAUAAGGUAUUUUUUUCACAAUUCUCCCUAAAACAGUCAUCAUGACUGAUGGCCUCAUACCAGGUAGCUGCUGAUCACUGGAUCACCAGGCAUCGGUACCACGCUGCCAGUACCAGGCUGCCAGUACCAGCCAUCGGUACCACGCUGCCAGUACCAGCCAUCGGUACCACGCUGCCAGUACCAGCCAUCGGUACCACGCUGCCAGUACCAGGCUUCAGUUUUUUAUUUCUCGUCAUUUUGACAUCAUCUGGUGGUGUUCUAUAUAUUGACAUCAUCUGGUGGUGUUCUAUAUUUUGACAUCAUCUGGUGGUGUUCUAUAUAUUGACAUCAUCUGGUGGUGUUCUAUAUAUUGACAUCAUCUGGUGGUGUUCUAUAUAUUGACAUCAUCUGGUGGUGUUCUAUAUUUUGACAUCAUCUGGUGGUGUUCUACAUAUAGACAUCAUCUGGUGGUGUUCUAUAUAUUGACAUCAUCUGGUGGUGUUCUACAUAUUGACAUCAUCUGGUGGUGUUCUAUAUAUUGACAUCAUCUGGUGGUGUUCUAUAUAUUGACAUCAUCUGGUGGUGUUCUACAUAUUGACAUCAUCUGGUGGUGUUCUAUAUAUUGACAUCAUCUGGUGGUGUUCUAUAUAUUGACAUCAUCUGGUGGUGUUCUAUAUAUUGACAUCAUCUGGUGGUGUUCUAUAUAUUGACAUCAUCUGGUGGUCUUCUACAUAUUGACAUCAUCUGGUGGUCUUCUAUAUAUUGACAUCAUCUGGUGGUCUUCUAUAUAUUGACAUCAUCUGGUGGUGUUCUAUAUAUUGACAUCAUCUGGUGGUGUUCUAUAUAUUGACAUCAUCUGGUGGUGUUCUAUAUAUUGACAUCAUCUGGUGGUGUUCUAUAUAUUGACAUCAUCUGGUGGUGUUCUACAUAUUGACAGACUGGGGAUGAAGUAUAUCUUUGUAUCUGUUUUUUCGCAGUAUGGCUGCAGUGCUUGUUACCAAAUGUUCUGCUCAGUGCAAUAUGUUGGUUUUUUUCUGUUCAAUAUUAUCUUUCUGUCUUAUGAAUCAUGAUUAUUAUUAAUAGUUAUGCAUGUUAAUGAUUAUGUUUAUAUUGCUGACCAAAUGUGUGUGAAUGAUAGCUGAAGGGAAUGACUAUUUGAAUAUCUUGCCAAUUGAUUUGUUUUAACUAAUAGAUUAGUUUAUUUGGUAGUCAUGUAGUUUUGUGUGUUAAGAGGAAUGACAUAUGCUUUACAUGUGUGUUGCAUUGUGCUUAUUGCAUUGUAUUUAUUCAAAAUAUCAAACAUAGCAAUAAGAACACACAAAUGGCCAAUAAAACUGAAUGAUGUUUCUUGAAUGAAAGCUCUACACCCUGAAUUUAUUACUUUGCUUUUCACCUAACAGUGUUUUAUUUUAUAGGAAAAGCAUUUCAAAAAAUGAUCCUGAUAGUUUACUGUUUAUAAAUGUAUCAUGUUACAGUUGCCAUGACAACAUAAUUAUGAGAUCUUCAUCUUUUCUUGUUUCACUUAUAUCUGCCUUACUGCACAUAAUUUACUAUAAUGGUGGUUCAUCAGUUAAUUCCAUGUAACCUGCAAGAUAGCUCCACUGUGACAUCAUCUGACUAUAAUGCAAUGCUUCAUUCCACUGAAAUACAGUGAAACCUCUUUAUUCCGGACACUACCAGUUCGGAAACCUCGACUUUCAGACGAUCGUCAUGGGAACAUCAAUCUGUAUAUAUAUCAACAUUACUUAGAUUCCUUAAUCUGGAUAAUUUCGCGAAGAAAGGUACUGGAUUAACGAGGUUUGACUGUACAAUGAAUGUGAAACUGGACACAUUGGAUAUAUCCACUGUAUUUUUUCAGUAUGUCUACUCACACUGAUAUUCCUAUCGCACAUCAAAUAUUAUUCACAAUUCAAACAAUUUGCAUAUGGUCAAGACGUUAAAUUCUAAAACCUUCAAAAAACUCAUCCAAGUCAUGUGAUGCCUAGAUCUUAACGUCACAUGUACUUGGUGACAGUUGAUAUUAACAGAGCAUUUAGAAGAUUCAUACCAUAGUCCAAUACUCAUUUCCACUGCUUGGGUCAAAAUGGAGACACCAUUGUAUAUCUGUGUAUCAAAGAUUAAUUGGUUGCAAAACUAUCAAAGACACCCGUAUCUUUUGCUUGUAAUACAAAACUCAAAAGAAGUUAAAGAUCACCUGACUAACUAUAGUCAUAUAAAAAAAUGGGUGUGCUUUAACUUCUUUUGUGUAAUAUUAAUAUUAAUAUAUAAUUUAUAUAUAAUGAAACAUCCACCGUUGUGUCUAGGGACAAAGUAUGAUUGUCAUAUGAGGUGGCUUUGAUGAUCGGGUUAGGUUCAUUGCGUGCCAUCGUACCCCAACUGCAUGGAUCAGUGGAUUGUCUGGUCCUGACAUGAUAACUUACAAGCCGCCAUCAAAUGGCUGGAAUUUUGAAGUGUGCUUGAUUCACCUAACCUUAUAGAAUUAUCCCAUAUUCUUAGCCUCAACUUGAACAACUUCUUCAUACUUUUAUAUGACUCAUUCAUUCUUCAGGACUUGGCUUCAUAAAUAUGGACAAAAUCUUGUGGCUUUUUCCUCUCUGCUGGGGUCUUGGAAAGUGAGAGAUUUGUGCAGGUGUGUGGGUUAUCUCCCCUUGUUGGUGCUAUGGAGACAACAUGGUGGUGGCCUGCCUAUCAGAUAUGGUUAUUUGUAUAUAUUGUUCCUGCACAGCAGUUAUUGAAUUAUUUUCUGGGUGUUUGCUAUGUGAUACGAACCCUUCAAGAGGUGCAUGAUUCAGAGUAUUGUAUAUAUGGGAACAUGAUGAUAAAACUUACCAAUAAACCAUAAUCAAUAUU